GGCGGGGCUGCGGCGAACGGUAGGGAAUCACGCGGAGGAAACGAGGCUGCGGAGCGAUCCGUUCGGUGGUGCCGCUGCGAUGCUGGCGUUCACGCUGUAGGUCCCGACGCCGUAGCAACUGCCCUCACUACCUUCCUGCUGCCGUCUCUGGGCGCUCCCCGCUUCGCCUCAACCGUCCUUCCCGGAACGUGCGAACCAAUGUUCACCGGCUGACGCGCCCGUUCCGGCGCGUGGGGAAGCCUGGCUUCGGCCACUCAGUACUUGCCGCUGCCGUGGGCGCGGAAUGGCAGGCGUGGAGCUGUUCUCGCACCCCGCGCUUCACACGCGCUACCGAGCUGGGCUCUGCUCCACCGCCGUGCUGGCGCUGCUGCUCAUCGCCGUGCUCACCUACGUGCCGCCGUUGCUGGUGGCCUACAGGAGCCACGGUUUCUGGCUGAAGCAGAAUGCGUACCGAGAGCAGCCGACGGUUCGGUUCCGGUACGAGGUGCUUUUCGUGGCCACCACCGGGCCUGGCCCGGGUAGCUUUCUGGCGUGGAGCACGUUCCCAGCUUUCAACCGGCUCCAGGAGGACCGACUGCGCGUCCCGCUCCUGUCGACUAGAGAAGAAGACAAAAAUCAAGAUGGCAAAAUGGAUCAGUUGCAUUUUAAAUUGGAGCUUCCGCUACGACCUACAGAGCAUGUAGUUGGUGUUCAGCUGAUUUUGAUCUUUUCCUACCACCUUUAUAGGAUGUCGACAUUCGUGAUGCAAAGCAUGGCUUUUCUUCAGUUUUUUUCUCCUGUACCGGGAUCUCAGCUCUAUGUGAAUGGAGACCUGAAACUGAACCAGAGGCAAUUACUUAACCAUUGUGGGCUAGAUACCAGAUACAAUGUGUCUGUGGUCAAUGGCACAAGCCCUUUUGCAAGUGACUAUGAUCUAAAAAACAUCAUUGCAGCGUAUCGAGAUAGAAAUGUGACGACAGUAUUUUCAGAUCCUAACCCCAUUUGGAUGACUGGAAGAGCAGCAAAUACGCCAUUUAUCGUUAAUGCCACUAUUCAUUACCCAGUGGAAGUUAUCUUAUAUCAGCCAGGAUUUUGGGAAAUGAUUAAAUUUGCCUGGAUCCAGUAUGUCAGCAUUCUCCUCGUCUUUCUUUGGGUGUUUGGUAGGAUUAAAAUGUUUGUGUUCCAGAAUCAGGUGUUUGCUACGACUCCAGUUUCACCAAUUCUGCCAUUGUCUCCGGUAUUGUCCUACAAACAGCAUCAGUCCUGAGGAAAUGCCUGAAAACUUAAGAAAUGUGGUUUAAAAAUAAGUACCUGCUUUUUUUUCCUCUGUACAUUUUCCUUUUUUUUUUUAGAAGAUCAGAACCUUGUAAGUAUAUUCUGAGUAUGUUCUGUUCUUACUACAUCUUGUGAAUGCUACGUCUUGUCAUGAAAGGAUGUCAUUUUCUUUUUUUGAAGAUGUGCGUGUCUCUGUAUUUCUGUAGGAACUUUGGGACUGAAGUGUUUAAUUUUGAACAGUUAAAGAAGAACUUGGUUUUUGGUGGGUUUUGGUUGUGUUUUUUUUUUUUUUU
Messenger RNA from Lagopus muta (rock ptarmigan), 1547 nucleotides. RefSeq names its product transmembrane protein 231 (gene TMEM231). Gene Ontology annotation, biological process: regulation of protein localization; cilium assembly. The transcript has 7 exons. Gene Ontology annotation, cellular component: ciliary membrane; ciliary transition zone. The coding region runs from base 284 to 1246 and encodes 320 amino acids. The record is from RefSeq and is a predicted model, not a curated record. Lineage: Eukaryota; Metazoa; Chordata; Aves; Galliformes; Phasianidae.